AUGAGCUCAACUGUCCCGCCCUGGCGGGCUUCGGCUUCAACAACUACUACGAUGAAGUACGCGCCAACUGCAUACACCCCUGUGCAAGCUAGACGUAGUCUUGCUUCUCAUACGACGCAAAGCAACACCACAAUAUCUUUACAGCAAAACCCCAACACUGCUAUACAACCGGCUUCGGAAGAGCGGAAGCGUGUGGAAUGGCCUUUGCCCGUGCGACAGUACGUUCAACGCAGUUUCGAUCCUGAAAACCAAAUUGCCAGUGUACCUCGGCCCGAGCUAGAAAAGAAAUUGAAGCAAGUCAUCACGGAAGCGGCAAAAAGUGAGAGCCUCGACACCGUGGAUUGGGACUCUUUGCCUCUACCGCAGGUUAUGAUCCAGAAUGAGCGCAACUCGGUGCUGACAAACUCAUUGGUGUCAUCGCCAUGGAGUGCCAGCGCCAACGUUGCUGCAAUGAAAACUGGCCUUGCACAAGAUGAACGAAGCAAAAAAAGAAAGUCAAACGAGUUUCAGCAGACGGAUGGGGCCGACUCUCCGCCGUGGAGGAAAACUAACAACCGAACCCAGUUGGAAGAUCGAAUCUCUUAUACCCCCACUGACAAGCGGCAACGCGUAGAUUACAACAACAACAAACCCUCAAGUAAGUCCAAAGCUAGCCUGGAAUUGCGGAAACGGCGUUUUUGGGACCCUCAAAGUUACCAAGAUUCUUCCCGAUCGGAGUCUCCGGCCGCCACUGCGAUCCAAGGCCCCGUUGUUGGACGAUGCCAGGACCUCGAAAAGAGAUACUUGCGGUUGACAUCGGCACCAAAUCCAGAUGUUGUACGACCUUUACCUGUUCUUGAGAAAACCUUGGACUUUUUGAAAAAGAAAUGGCGCAAGGAGAAUAACUACGGAUACAUUUGCGAUCAGUUCAAAUCCUUACGACAAGACUUGACGGUACAGCAUAUUCGGAACGAGUUUACAGUAAAUGUUUAUGAGAUUCAUGCACGGAUUGCCCUGGAGAAAGGAGACCUUGGUGAGUAUAAUCAGUGUCAAACCCAGUUGCGGGCAUUAUAUGCACAAAAACUGGGCGGUCAUCCCACGGAAUUCAUGGCGUAUCGUAUACUUUAUUUUAUCUAUACGCGCAACCAGACGGCAAUCAACGAUGCGCUGGCAGAUCUAACCCCAACAGAUAAAUCGGACUUGGCUGUAAAGCACGCGUUGGAUGUGAGGUCCGCUCUGGCCCUCGGUAACUACCAUCGUUUCUUCCAGCUUUACCUUGACACGCCCAAUAUGGGUGCAUAUCUUAUGGACAUGUUUGUCGACCGCGAACGCUUGAGUGCGUUGGCCUGCAUUUGUAAAACAUACAAACCUGACGUAAAGAUUCGAUUCAUCACCGAAGAACUUGGCUUUGAGUCUGAUGAGCAGAGUGCCCGUUUUGUUCUUGAACAUGCUUCUGGGGAGCUGCUGCAAGAGCGGGACGGACAUGUUCGGCUCCUGACCGGCAAAGCAGGUCGAGUGUUCGAAGACGCCAAAGCCCAAGCGUAUAGAGUUGUCGACAUCAAGGGACAGAUAUGA
Talaromyces marneffei is the source of this 1554-nucleotide messenger RNA. RefSeq lists its product as uncharacterized. The coding region runs from base 1 to 1554 and encodes 517 amino acids. Gene Ontology annotation, cellular component: nucleus. The record is from RefSeq and is a predicted model, not a curated record. NCBI's taxonomy places the organism in Eukaryota, Fungi, Ascomycota, Eurotiomycetes, Eurotiales, Trichocomaceae. The transcript has 3 exons.